AUGAACGAACCCGAGACGGCCGUGGCGGCCUAUGCCGCCCUCACGAAGACGGAGCGCGCAGCCGAGCCGGGCAAGCGAGCGCUGGCCAAGAUGUGGGCCCUUCUCGCGGAGCCAGACCACUGGGCAGUCGCGCAAAAGUCCCUCGCUCACGCGCAAGGCUUCCCAAUGGCCCAGAAGACCAGCGGGCCGGUCGUGUACACCAACAUCCCGCACCGGAACCAGUGCGCGACCAUCCUCAUGGCGAUCGCGGGCACGGCGUGGCAAACAGCGUUCCCGAGAAAAACGGCCGAGGACGCUUACGUCGAGUUUGACUGCCGCUCGACGGCCUUUAUCGCACGGAAGGCACGGACGGACGCCGGUCUACAACGGGGCCCCCAAGACGACGACCUCGAGGCGUUUGUGCCGAGCCCAACGACCAUGGCGAUGAUGACGAUGGCCGACCAGCACAAGUCGUGGAUGAGCUCGGCCGAAGUCUUGCGCACGUUCGAACGGAUGCAACUGAAGGAGCACGAGCGCAAGACCGAGACGCCAACGCCGCAGCCGGUGCCCGAGCCGCCGACGCCGCAGCUGCUGCCCGCGCCCAAGGAAGGUGCGCCACUGACGCCACCCGAAGCUGGCGACCCGGAGUGGGCGGUCACGUUACGGUCGAUUAGCCGUGCUCUGGAAGGACUCGUGGCACGAGCCGAGAACCCCCCACCCGUCCAAAAGACCACGAGCCCGACAAGCCCCAAGUCCAGCCUUGCAGCCUUUCGUCUCUCGAAGGUGCCGACGUUCAUCCACAAGGAAGACGACAAACUCGCCCCUGCCGUUCACGUCCGGAGCGUCGAAGGCAUGGCUCUCCAUGGUCAUGGCUCGGUGGCCAUGCGCGUGACGAUGUUUAUCGACGCACUCGGCUCGAAGGAGCGUGCGUGGGUGUUCCACCUCAUGAGCACGAAGAAGUUCGUCCCAGCGACGAUGACCGAGAAGAACUGGGGCACACUCGUCGACGCGUUCUACACGGAGUACAUCGGUGACAAGACGUACCGCGAGUCCAUGUACGAGAAGGUCACGCAAAAGGACAACGAGCGCUUCACCGAGUACGUCAUGCGGGUGGCGCUAUGGGCCGCCGUGGCCGGCCAACAAACGGACGAAGAGCGCAAGAUGCGGAUCGUGGUACAAGGCGUGGUUGAUCGACAGCUCCACGCUGCACUGUGGCAGAUCAGCGAGGACUCGUUGUCGUGGGACGAGUUCGAGCACAAGGCCAAGCGGCUGAUGGCGUCAGCCGACGCGCAUGCACGAAAGGCCAAGAAUACGCGGUCCAAGUCGUAUCGCGUCGCCCAGGCGACCGUACCGACCGAUGAGAACCUCCAGGUCACCGCCGCGCGGACUGGUGGGCCCCCGUCGCACGGUAACCAGAUGCCGGCAGCGACACCCGCGCCAUCGCCCGCGCCGUCCACUCCCGGUCGCACGGGGCAGGGCUGUCACGUGUGUGGCGAACCCGGACAUUACCGCCAAAACUGCCCACAAGCCCAGCACCUCGCGUCGUGUGAUUUUCACGGGGCGCACAUUGGACACACGUCGGAUGAUUGCUACGUCCUCAAGAACGCGCGUCGGUAUGCCGAGACCAUGACGCGGGCCCAGACGGCGCAGUCCACGGACGACAUGGCCGGCACGUCAUCCCCGGAAGCCACUACCCCGACGCCGACGCCGGUUUUUCGGGAAGACCGCGCCUAA
Molecule: messenger RNA, 1713 nt
Organism: Saprolegnia parasitica CBS 223.65
Lineage: Eukaryota; Oomycota; Saprolegniomycetes; Saprolegniales; Saprolegniaceae
Exons: 1
Coding region: 1-1713 (570 amino acids)
Molecular function (GO): zinc ion binding; nucleic acid binding
Source: RefSeq, a predicted model, not a curated record